CUCACACAAGCACAAGCACACACCACCUACGUACCUCGGUAUUCACACGCAAGCAUACAGAAGAGUCAUCAUCAUCCGCAGUAGAGUGGUACCCAGCCACUCAUACCCACCCCCACGUCCACGCUCAUGCUGCACCGACCAGAUCAGCAGGCAGGAACAGCCUCUCCUUCUAUGUCCACCGCACCACCCACUACCGCCGCUUCCUUCGCUUUCUACUCCUCAUCGCCGCCUUCCACAAGCACAUCGACCCUCGACACAUCCUCCCUCUUCAUUCCACGACGACGUCCCCCUCCUGCUUCGAGUAAUCUCCGUGCAUCCGCCCACUCGCGUUAUGCCACCAGCAAGCCUCCUUAUAGCUCGGCACGCAGGGUGUCCGCUCCGGGGGGAAGCCUGAGUAGAGGUACAGGUGACGAACAGCUCGGUGCAGCCAGCAGCGAAGGGCAGAGAGCUACAGAUGCAAUGCUUGACUUGCAGAGCGAGAUGGAUGGAGUCUCUCUCCAUCCUCAUGUUGGUCACGAGCUCGCAGUAGAUAUCAAGAGGAGAUUGUUCAAUGAUGCACCUCCACCUUCGCCUGGUCAAGGUCAGACGGUACAGCCCUACUGGCAAACUUCGUCCUCUGCUUCUGCCUCUUCCUCGCCAGAGGAGAAGCACGACUUCACCCGCAGCUCUGUACGGCGCUUCAGUCAAAGUCAGGCCCUCGGGCAAGCGCAGGCCCGCGACUCGCCCCCUCGAAUGGGCAUACUCACCCGCUCCAAAGUCAACAGAGCGGGAUCAGUGAGGAUCUCAGAUGCACCACAGAGGAGGAGUAUAUCAGGGCCGUACCACGAUGGCUUCCUCAAUGGGGACGGACAUGGACAUGGAAGUGAAGCAAGAGGCGGAGCAGCAGCAGCAGCAGCGGCGGCGGCAGGCAAUCGUAACAGUCCUCGAUGCUCCCCUCUACGCACACACACCAGAGGCAGAGGUAGGGGAAGAGCUGCCACGCCUUACCCUGGGGAGAGCUCUCAUGCUCAUUCGGAAGCACUCCCAAUCGGUUCGUCCUCUUCUACCACUCUGUACCCUCCACACCAAACGGAGGACAUCGCCUCUCUACAAGGCGCCAGUCCCUCUUCCGCUCCACACUCCCUCUCCUCCUCUUACCCUUCCACACGCCCCUCAACUUCUACUAUCCUCCUCUCCCACGCCGAGUCCUCUUCGCUACAACGCGCCCACUUCCUCUCUGAAAAGGCAAAGGAGGAGGAGAGGGACUUGUUGAGGGGAUUGGAGAUGUGUACUGGAUUGGGAAGGAGAUUGGGUGGAUGGGAAGGCGGGAUGGAGAGGGGGUCUGCAGGAGGGGAAAAGAUUCAGGGGGAUGAAGAGAGAGUGGUACUUGGGCGGAGGGUGACAGGAAGAGGGAGAAAUCGUUGGGUACUUGGCACUGGCACUGGCACUGGCGACGAUAAUGGUGAUGGUGACGAGAGUCUGCAGUACUGGAGUCAGAUUCAAGACGAAGAUGAAGUGGGAGGUAAAAGUGAAGGUGAAGUUGAAGGCGAAGGCGAAGGUGGUGAGGUUCAAGGAGAGGAGGGAGCAGAGGUGUACUAUGCUCCUGAGGAUCAAGAUGAAGAGGACGACGACCUCUUCGGUGAUGGUGAUGGUGAUGGUCAUGGUGACGGUGGUGGUGAUAAUGAUGGUGAUGAGCUCUUCGAUCUCGACGAUGACGACGAUUUCGAUGAGAAGGGCGGAGAGGGGACUGUCUCCAAUAAGCGGCGGACGAGUAACGCACGGGGCAGAGGGAUGGACGCUGUUCAUGAGUCCUUUGAAGAAGAAGAAGAAGAUGAGCAGGAUGCAGGAGAAGACGAAGACGAGGACGGAGAGGAUUGGGGGCGGUAGCAUCUUAGCCUUCUUUCUUUCUCUCUUUGAGCUGCUCAAUGCAAUUGCACUUCAAGCAUGCUCACUGCUCUCCCU
Molecule: messenger RNA, 1941 nt
Organism: Microstroma glucosiphilum
Lineage: Eukaryota; Fungi; Basidiomycota; Exobasidiomycetes; Microstromatales; Microstromataceae
Exons: 1
Coding region: 172-1866 (564 amino acids)
Source: RefSeq, a predicted model, not a curated record